Molecule: messenger RNA, 621 nt
Organism: Strongyloides ratti
Lineage: Eukaryota; Metazoa; Nematoda; Chromadorea; Rhabditida; Strongyloididae
Product: Charged multivesicular body protein 1b
Exons: 1
Coding region: 1-621 (206 amino acids)
Biological process (GO): endosome transport via multivesicular body sorting pathway; late endosome to vacuole transport; protein transport
Cellular component (GO): multivesicular body; ESCRT III complex
Source: RefSeq, a predicted model, not a curated record
AUGGGUAAUGAACAUAGUGGAGUUUCAGCCUUAGAUAAUCAUUUAUUCAAUCUUCGUUUUGCGGCAAAGGAACUUGUCCGAAAUUCAAAAAAAUGUGAAAAGGAAGAGAAGGAUGAAAAGAAUAAAUUAGUGGCUGCUUUAAAAAAGGGUCAGAAGGAAGUUGCUCAAGUACAUGCUGAAAAUGCAAUUAGAAAGAAAAAUGAAGCAAUUAAUUAUUUAAGAAUGUCAGCAAGAAUUGAUGCUGUGGCUGCUCGAGUACAAACUGCUGCUACACAAAAAAGAGUUACACAAUCAAUGUCUGGUGUUGUAAAAGCAAUGGAAUCAGCCAUGAAAAGUAUGGAUUUAGAGAAGGUACAAAAUUUAAUGGAUAGAUUUGAGAGAGAUUUUGAAAAUAUGGAUGUUACAACUGCAACAAUGGAUAAUGCUAUGAGUGCCACAUCUACUCUUAAUGUACCACAGGGUGAUGUUGAUAUGUUAAUGAAAGAAGCUAGUGAUCAAGCUGGUAUUGAAUUAAAUAUGGAAUUACCUUCUGGAGAGACAGGAACAAUUGGAACAAAAGUUUCAACUCCUGCUGAAAAUGAUGAUCUAUCACAGAGAUUAGCUGCUCUUAGACAAUCAUAA